AUGAAUGAAAAAUGAUGAAUUAAAUUUGUAAAAACUUGAGGUCGCGUCAAAAUAAAAUAAACUAAUUAAACUAUCGAACAUUUGAACAGUUUGACUCCAAUUUAUAGGAAAAAGAAUUUUACUUUGAAAAAUAUUGCAAACAAUAUAUUGCAACAUUGAAUAAAACAAACAUAUAACUGAUCAAUGAUUUGUAAUACUUGACUUAUCAGAAUUUUUUAUUUUCUUACUGUAAUGAACUCGAUGACCUGUAGUGUAUCAAAAUAUUGAUAUGAUUCAUGAAAAGCAAGCUAACGUCCUGUUAACUCAAAAAUACAAUUUUAUUGAACGAAAACAUUUCUCUUUAGUUAAAUCAAUCGUUCCUAAUGCAUAUCUUCUUCAAUAGUGGAUGAAGUGGAUGAAGUGGAUGAAGAGAGUGUUGUGUAUUUUAACAAUAAUAUAAAACUUCUUUUCAUUUUUACAAGAUAUUUCUAGUUAAUUAUGUGUAUGUUAGGACUGUUCAAAUUAGACCAGAAAUAUUUCUUAUCGGCUAAAUUAAUCAAUUUUGUAAAACAUAAUAUUAUACGUGAUACCAGUACUAUAAAAGGAAAAGUUAUAGCAAUAAGAAGAGAAGAUCAAUCAGUAUGGGAAAGACGAGCACCAUUGGCACCAUCAAAUGUACGGCGAUUAGUCCGAGCAGGUGUAAAAGUGAUAGUCCAACCUAGCAAUAGAAGAGCAUAUCCAGUGCAAACUUAUCAAGCAGCAGGUGCCUUAGUACAAGAAGAUAUCAGUUCAGCAUCCGUCAUUUUUGGUGUCAAACAAGUACCGGUUGAUCAUUUGAUACCUAAUAAAACUUAUUGCUUCUUUUCGCAUACAAUAAAAGCGCAAGAAAACAAUAUGCCAUUGUUGGAUGCAAUUUUGGAAAAAAAUAUACGCCUAUUGGAUUAUGAAAAAUUAACUGAUCACAACGGACAAAGGGUAGUAGCAUUUGGUAAAUAUGCUGGGGUUGCUGGUAUGGUCAACAUAUUGCACGGAUUAGGACUUAGGCUACUUGCGUUAGGUCACCAUACACCAUUUAUGCAUAUUGGACCAGCACACAAUUAUAGGGAUUCAGCAAUGGCAAGACAAUCUAUAAGAGAUGCUGGAUACGAAAUUGCAUUGGGUGCAAUGCCGAAAUCAAUCGGACCUUUGACUUUUGUUUUUACGGGUAGUGGUAAUGUUAGUCAAGGUGGACAAGAAGUAUUUCAAGAACUUCCUCAUGAAUUUGUACCACCGGAAAUGCUUAGAAAAGUUGCAGAACAUGGAGAUACCACGAAAAUAUAUGCCUGUGAAGUUAGACGAAGGCAUCAUUUAGAAAGAAAAGAAGGUGGUGGUUUUGAUUCGGAUGAAUACGUAAAACAUCCCGAAAGAUAUAUAUCUACAUUUAGUAAAAAAAUAGCACCUUAUACUUCGGUUAUAAUAAAUGGUAUUUAUUGGGCAGUUGAUUCGCCAAAAUUAUUGACCAUACCUGAUGCUAAAUAUUUGUUAAGACCUGCUAAUACACCUUGGUUACCUAUCAGUGUUGGUGCACCAGCUUUGCCUCAUCGAAUGUUAGCUAUUUGUGAUAUAUCAGCUGAUCCCGGUGGCAGUAUUGAAUUCAUGAACGAGUGUACAACGAUAGAUACACCGUUUUGUCUUUAUGAUGCUGAUCGUAAUAAAGAUACGAAAUCGUUCAAAGGUCCAGGAGUUUUAGUAUGUUCGAUCGACAAUAUGCCAACGCAACUUCCCAAAGAAUCAACAGACUUUUUUGGUAAUCUUUUAUAUCCAUACGCAUUAGAAAUCAUCAUGUCGGACGCUAAGAAACCAUUAGAGGAACAUAAUUUCAGUCCAGUAGUCAAUGACGCUAUUAUCGCUUCUAAUGGAAAAUUAACACCAAAUUUCGAAUAUAUUCAAGAACUCCGAUUAUUGAAUAAUCGAAGUAAACAUAAAGCCGAUAAUGGAGAUAAACAGAAUAAAACGGUUGUCAUAUUAGGUGCUGGACAUGUUUCAGCACCAGUCGUUGAAUAUCUCCACAGGGAUAGCAGUAUUAAAUUGGUGGUAGUAUCCCAAUUAAAAGAUGAAGUUGAUCUUUUAGCUAAUAGAUUUCCCGGUGUUGAACCCAUAUUUUUAAACGUGCUUGACAAACCAGACACUUUGGAAGAUGUUAUUGGAUCGGCAGACGUUGUUGUAUCAUUAUUACCCUAUUCGUUGCAUCAUGUUAUUGCUAAGGCUUGCAUCGAGACUAAAACACAUUUGGUCACUGCUAGUUACUUGAAUGAUAAUGUUAAAUGUCUUCACGAUGAGGCCGUUGCAGCAGGAGUUACUAUUUUAAACGAAAUAGGUCUGGAUCCUGGUAUAGAUCAUUUAUUAGCAUUGGAAUGUUUCGAUGAUGUAAGACAAGCCGGUGGAAAAAUAGAAUCAUUUGUUUCAUGGUGCGGAGGUUUACCUGCACCUGAAUGCUCUUGUAAUCCUUUACGAUACAAAUUUAGUUGGUCACCUAGAGGUGCUUUGUUAAACACCUUGGCACCAGCUAAAUAUCAUCGAGAUGGUCAGGAAGUAGAAAUAUCAGGUGGUGGUGAUCUAAUGUCAGCUGUACAACCUUUAGAUUUUCUUCCUGGAUUUGCAUUGGAAGGAUUCCCUAAUCGAGACAGUACCAUAUAUCGAGAACUUUAUGGAAUUCAAAAUGCUAGUACUGUAUUACGUGGAACUCUAAGAUUCAAGGGAUUUUCUGAUACCAUACAGGCAUUGCAAUAUCUUGGACUUAUCGAUCCAAAUCCUCAUCCCAUUCUUCAUCCAAAUGGGCCAGAUAUUACAUGGAGAGUAUUGAUAUGCAAUUUACUUGGAUUGGCAAACGACAAGAUAUUUUUUGAGAAUCUCAAACGAAAAAUAGCUGAACGAGUGAAUUCGGAGGAACGUGUACAAGCUAUCGAAGAUUUAGGAUUAUUAGAAGAAAAUGUAGUUUUCAAAUUGAAUACGCCAUUGGACACAUUAACACAUUAUCUUUCGAAGAAACUUUUUUAUGAGAAAAACGAACGUGAUCUCGUUAUACUAAGACACGAUAUUGGUAUAUUGUGGCCUGACAAUAGAAGAGAAACUAAAGGAAUUAAUUUGGUAUUGUAUGGGGAUGCAACUACGGGACAUUCUGCCAUGGCUCGUACGGUUGGAUAUCCUGCUGCCAUUGCUGUUAAAAUGAUUCUAGAUGGUGAAAUUCAACAAAGAGGUAUGGUAUUACCAUUCACACCUGACAUUUAUCGACCCAUACUUCAACGUCUUAGAGCAGAAGGUGUCGAAUCUUUUGAAACUUCCAAAUGGUUGUAAACAAAAUAUUUCUUUGACAAAAUUAAUGACAAUAAAAUAUUAACAAGAAAAAGAACAAUAAAAGAGAGAAAUAUGAAAUAUCCAAAAAGACAUAAUAAUUGGGGAGUUAUUUUUAUAUAACGCCAAAGUACCUUUGAUUUAUUUUCACUUGGAGCAUUGUUUAAUCAUUGACAAAAAGUGGAAUUAUUUCUGUUUUUAAUUACAAACGAAUUGCUCUUUAUCUCUCUGGCAGCUAAAAAUCUUACAAUUAAUGACUUAGCAAUUGUUUUGUUUUUUUUCUUCUUCUUCUCUUACAACAUUACAACAUAUAUCUCAUAUCGGAGAUUACGUAUUAUAAAUACAUUUAAUUCGAGGGUGUUUAAUAUGUGUCUAUGUGUAUGUUUCUCUGUGUGUGUGUGUGUGCGUUUGUGUGUGUACGUGUGUGCUUUUAUCUAUCUAACCAACGAACAUUUCUAUUGAAUCCUAUAGUCAAACUUUUGUACGCGUAACAACAAUGAUUUUAUCAGACAAUGAUAUUUUUCUAAUGUAAUACAAUGUUAUGUUUAUGUAUUUAAUUAUAUUCGAUAAUUAUAUUGUUAGAUGCUAUAACAAACGCGGAUGAUAAAAUAUAGAACAAAGAAGAAUUUUGAAACAGUAUAAAACAACAAAAGAUAGACAAAUUUCUUUCCAACAAACGCAACGCAACGCAACGCAACACAGUGUUUUCAUUUUAUCUACAAAAUAUUUUCUUCACAACUCUCUCUAUCUCUCACUUUUGUCCAUUCAU
Molecule: messenger RNA, 4078 nt
Organism: Polistes dominula (European paper wasp)
Lineage: Eukaryota; Metazoa; Arthropoda; Insecta; Hymenoptera; Vespidae
Gene: LKRSDH
Product: lysine ketoglutarate reductase/saccharopine dehydrogenase
Cellular component (GO): cytoplasm
Molecular function (GO): saccharopine dehydrogenase activity
Source: RefSeq, a predicted model, not a curated record